AUCUAUCUUUGGUUGGGCUGUCCACAUGGUUGUAACGAAGGAAUUCGUAGUGCACAAGGGGAUUUCCUACGAGUGAAGGCGCGGACAAUCUUCGCAACAAUGCAACGGAUGGAUCCAGACGGCUUCGGGCAAAUGGUUGUUAGCCAUAUUCAAGAGGGAAACACGCAGACAUUGAUCGAUAUGAUGCAUGCGAUAACUGGAUUUUGUCGGGCCGAUUUAGCUGCUGGUUCAGCUCGCCCCAGAAGCAAUUCUUCGCCUCGUCGAAGAACGUCUACUUCGGAUUGUAAGAUACCGACAUAUCGGAAUCAUUUCAACGAGAAACUCAAAGGCAUCGAAGGUGCAAUCGUGAAUGCGAUUCUGAAACCUGUCGUAUCGAAACUUAUGAACACAAUGAAUGAGCUGCUGCAACCUGAGAACAUGAGUCUCUAUCAGGACGUGAGACUUUUCGUAUCGUUCAUCCAGGAGCAACAUGGAAAUCCAUUUCGUAGAGUUGCGCUGAGCGCUCUUAUCGAUGGACGUGCUUCGUUCACACAGCCAACGUUGCAAUCAACCAGUGUUGAUAUGUAA
Anisakis simplex (herring worm) is the source of this 567-nucleotide messenger RNA. The record is from the annotation of a GenBank genome assembly. NCBI's taxonomy places the organism in Eukaryota, Metazoa, Nematoda, Chromadorea, Rhabditida, Anisakidae.